GUGGGAAAACCCAAAACCCAGGUUAUCACUGCCUGUCGGGAUGCCAUCAAGAACAACAACAUCAAUGCUCUUUUCAAGAACAUGAGAGCUGGGACUGCCUCGUCAUGAGGAAGAGCUGGUCCUAAAUGACCUUCAAGCACAAAAGUCUGGAAUAUCAGACCACAGAGACCCCAAAACUGGCUUGGAAAGUGCCCAGUAGCCUGGUGGAAAAUGAAAAGCUUGCAUGAGGGGAUAUAUUUGGAAUCCAGCCCUCACUGGCAGCAGUUUUGUGUUAGAUGAAUAACUGGGUUGGGCUGUCAGAACUGUAAAGUCUUCGACAAAUCGAUAGCCAAAGAGACGUGUGUGUGUGUGUCCACUGCUAUUAUAUCUGUAUACAAGCAAGAUCUUAAUUUAAAUUAUUAUAUAAAUGUAUCGGUUGUGUGCCUCGGUGCAGCUGUGUGUAAACUGUGUGUAACAUUGAAGCUGGUUUGUUUUCCAUAAUGGAGAAGAGAAAGGCUCGGUUAUAGGACACGAGUCUAAAGAAUUCAUAAUUCUGUCGUCGCUCCCGGCUCUCGAGUCUCAGUUGCUGCGCUGGCAUCUGGCGCGCGACGCAUCCAACAAUCUCCGAGCUGUCACGUGAUCAACAAAAGAGCUGUUCUUUGAAAAUGUGUAUUUUGGAAAGAAGUGCUGCGCUUGUAACUGCUGUGCAGUCCUUCGAACAUGGCUGGUAUGAAGAGAAUUUAUGUAUUUAGUAACGUAUCGCCUUUCGGAGAGCUGGAAAAGGUUUUCUGAAACACGCAGCUUUAAUGGUGGAAGCAGAUGUUUGGAUCUGGUUGCAGUGCUAUCUUGUCAUUGCUCUCCCGGUACGCCUUCAUCUGGUAUGCAGUCCUGGCUGUUCAUGGAGCAUAACUUUGGUCAAGUAAUAUCCUGUGUCUCCUGUUGUUUCAUGACAUCCAGGAUGACUGUGUUCCUACUAUGGCUGUGAGAAAAUCCAAAUACUUUAGGAGGAAUAUGAGACUUCUACAGAAUUUCAUGGGAAGAUAACAGUGAAACCUGUCACACCAUGAGAAGGGUCUAUUUAAAGGGAGCUGUACUUUGCUCCCUGAUUCUGCUGGUGCUUCUCUUUCUGCUGUUGUAUGCACAUCAAAGAAUAACGCCCGUAUGGGGGACUUUGCACAUUGAACAGGGGUCCACCAAAUCGAUAACCCUCCUCAGUGGAGCAGCAAUGGGACAGCAAAUAAAGCCAGUCCCUUCAAAAUCUCCAGACAUACCUCCAUGCAAACCUGAGGUUCAGAUCAAGCCUAAAGCACAAGGAUCAUCAAGGGUCAAAUCUCAGAAAGCACGUAGCAAAGCAAAGUCUAAAUUUCGCCAGCCCUCAACGACAGCAAGGCUGCUUCCAACACAUGUUUCCUUUGACUUUGACGAUUACCUUCGAAAGAAAGAUCAACGGGACUUCAAGCUGCUAAUCGAUCAACCAACAAAGUGUUCUGGACCGGAAGGAGCCCCUUACAUGCUGAUCGCCAUAAAAUCAGUAGCAACAGACUUUGACAAACGUCAGGUUGUUCGAAGGACAUGGGGACGAGAAGGUGUGUUCCAGAAAAAUAUGAACGUCAAGAGAGUAUUUCUUCUCGGUGUGCCCCAAAAUCAAACAGCGCUCCCAUUAUGGGACAAACUGUUGGGAUAUGAGAGUCACGCUUUUAGUGACAUACUCCUGUGGGACUUUGAAGACACCUUCUUCAACUUGACACUAAAAGAAAUCCACUUCCUACAGUGGAUCAAUGUCAGCUGUCCCAAAGUAAAGUUUAUUUUUAAGGGUGAUGCAGAUGUGUAUGUGAACAUUGACAAUAUCCUGGAGAUGCUUGAGGGUCAAGAGACCAGUAAGGAUCUUUUUGUUGGUGACAUCAUUGUCCAUGCCAAACCAAUUCGCAGGCGCAACAGUAAGUACUAUGUGCCAGAGUUUAUUUACGGCCAGGGGAUCUACCCGUCCUAUGCGGGUGGAGGCGGCUUUGUCAUGUCGGGACAUACCGCAUUGAAGCUCCACCUCGCCUGCCAAGAGGUGGAACUCUUCCCCAUUGAUGAUGUCUUUCUAGGCAUGUGUUUGCUGAGGAUUGGCCUUCAGCCGACUCGUCACGAGGGCUUCCGCACCUUUGGAAUCGUGCGACCGUCUGCUGCACCCCACCUCCAGGUCUUCAACCCCUGCUUCUACAGAGAGCUGAUGGUGGUGCACAGCUUGACGGUCCCACAGAUCUGGCUCAUGUGGAACCUUCUGCAUGACCCUAACAUUCAGUGUCACAGCAGUCAGGAUCCCACGGUUUUUCCCUUUCAGUGGAGCGACAAGAUCGGCAAGACGGCUAAGAACAAGGCAAAGGAGAAGCUUGGGAAUGACUAUGGGAUGAAAGUGUUUGUGGAACAUUAACUCCUAGAAAAUGAAUGUACUUUGAAAUUACUUUAAAACAGACAGGAAAGGCAAGGAAAAACUAAAGCAAUAAUUCACCAUCAUGUCAAUCAACUCCACAUGACAUGCAGAAGAAAAUUGGAUAUCAUUUUAAUUUAGUUAAAUCAUGGCUGCGAUUCAACUAAAA
This is a messenger RNA of Sinocyclocheilus grahami, 2561 nucleotides long. RefSeq names its product UDP-GlcNAc:betaGal beta-1,3-N-acetylglucosaminyltransferase 9-like. The coding region runs from base 1043 to 2395 and encodes 450 amino acids. The transcript has 3 exons. Gene Ontology annotation, cellular component: Golgi membrane. The record is from RefSeq and is a predicted model, not a curated record. Gene Ontology annotation, molecular function: hexosyltransferase activity; UDP-glycosyltransferase activity. NCBI's taxonomy places the organism in Eukaryota, Metazoa, Chordata, Actinopteri, Cypriniformes, Cyprinidae. Gene Ontology annotation, biological process: poly-N-acetyllactosamine biosynthetic process; protein O-linked glycosylation.